Molecule: messenger RNA, 2288 nt
Organism: Labeo rohita (rohu)
Lineage: Eukaryota; Metazoa; Chordata; Actinopteri; Cypriniformes; Cyprinidae
Product: gastrula zinc finger protein XlCGF49.1
Exons: 3
Coding region: 140-673 (177 amino acids)
Cellular component (GO): nucleus
Source: RefSeq, a predicted model, not a curated record
UUUUGGUCUGGAGAUGUGACGUCAUAAAGCUGCGCCACUCUCCUGCAUCUGGGGUGAUUCGGAUAAAGAAAGGACGAAGUGUCCAGACACACAGAAAAACCCCUGGUAAAGCAGAUCCACGUGACACACUAUUGUAAAGAUGGCGUUUAUUAAAGAGGAGAAUGAAGACGUGAGGAUUGAAGAAACAUUCAGAGUCAAACACGAAGAUACUGAGGAACAAACAGACCUGAUGGCGCUAAAAGAAGAGAGGCAUGAACUGACAAAGAUAGAAGAGAAAGAUCAAUAUGAGAGAACUGAUUUCAUGAAUGUGGAAACAUCCGUACAGACCCAAACAACUUCAUCACAAAUAAAAGUUCAGAAGACCGAAUCUAACAGUGACUUCACCUGCCAUCAAUGUGGAAAGAGUUUCAAUCAAAAAUAUAACCUUAAAAACCACAUAAAAAAAGUUCAUGCUGGAGAGAAGCCUUAUACCUGCAAUCUGUGUGGAAAGAGCUUCACAUAUAAAGCAACCCUUGAUUCACACAUGAAAACUCACACUGGAGAGAGUCCUUACAUCUGUGAACCGUGUGGGAAGAGCUUCUCACAUAAAUCAACCCUUAACGCCCAUAUUAGAAAUCACACAGGAGAGAGACCCUUCACCUGCAACAUGUGUGAGAAGAGCUUCUCAAAGUAAUCUUAACGAUCACAUGAAAACUCACACAGGAGAGAAGCCUUUCAUGUGUGCUCAGUGUGGAAAAUGUUUUACACGUGAAAUAACCCUUACUUACCACACGAGGCUUCACUCAAAGGAGUUUAAUUGUCAUCAGUGUGGACAGAGAUUCCCAGACAAGAGACGCCUUACCUGGCAUGAAAAAAAGUCAUUCCCGAGAGACAUGUUUCACGUGCCAUGACUGUGGACAGAGUUUCAGAUUUACAUAUAAAAAAGACCUGAAAAGUCAUUUGCAAACACAUUCUGGAAAGAAACCGCAGUGCUCUGCCAAUGAAAAGAAGUUUAUAAAUGUGUGAAAAUUAAUUAAGCUUUAAUUGCAUAUCUGUGUGAAAUUAAAGCUACGUUCACACCACAGCUGAAUGUGGCACCUUCAUGACCAAUUUGAAUUUUUCACAUUUUUAUAAAUUUGACUUUCUUUUUUUUCUUGUUUAAUAAAUAUGAACUGCUGUGGCAACAUCUCACCAUCUGUUAUAGUUUAGUUUUACUUCAAAUUUUGGUUUGUCCCUAGACACACCUUUGUAAAUAUAAAACUCAUCUUUGAAACUUUGCAAAUUUUUACAUUCACCAAUGUCAAAAUUAAAUGUCAUUUUUAUAUGUGUUAUUAUUAUUAGAUCAGAUGAUGUUAAUUGUAAAGUGCAUUAGUUAUGAAACUCAGUUGUAAAGGCAGAAAAUAGUGUGAUUAUCCAGCUCAAUUCAGUUCAAGCUUUUGUUGUUAUCUGACAGUGUCAAUGCAGCCUAAUUGAUCAAUUCAGAAUAUUGUUUUUUAAACCUUAACUGACCCACCCGAAGGAAACAAUGGCAGGAAACACAAACUCAGGUGACAGUAGUGGAGAAGAAAACAGACUCAUUUGAUUUAAGAUUCAAGGCUGCAUCCUAAGUCAGACUUUGUGGACCGAUAACUAAAAUUUGUCAAGUUUUCCUUGUAUAACCUUGUAUAUAUUUCCUUGUUUAUGCUUUGUAUAACCAGGGGUUAAUUUAGGAUUGAACCCAACAGAGCUGAGCUCCUCGCUUAAUAUGCAAACAGGUUUAUCCAACCUGGAGCUCAGCUACUGUCCUUCAGUAUCACUGUGGAUAACUCUCUACUUUUUUAAUCUAAUUAAAGCUGUGGUCAUUAAACAUCAGUAGGGUUGAUAUGUGUGUCUAAAUAUGAAGAAUAGUGUAUUUUACUCACUUUGCCCAGUUGCCGUAACUAAAUUAUUUUAAUUUCCUGCUAUGAUAUUUGUGAUCUUACAUGGCAAAAAAUGUCAGUUUCUGAUCAAUAUUUUCAGGCAUUUUGACUGGUAUGUAUUCUCAAACAGCACUGUUUCAAGCACUAAAGUGAAAAAGUGUUCUUGGCACUCAGAAUUUGCUCCUUUACCCACUGAGUACAAUCAAAUAAAGACCCAUUAUAAACCCAAAUAUUUGUUAAUGAACAAUCAAAUCACUAUUGUGAUGUUUCAGGUUCUGUGCUUUGCCACAUUAGCGAUCACUUUAGAAGCAUCUGACAGAACAUUACUAGAAAAUUCAACAGCAACAUCUCCAGAAUUAAAAUGUUAUUUUCUCUUGACAGUAAAUAUAAACUUUAUUCCAAAUCAAUAUU